Molecule: messenger RNA, 2479 nt
Organism: Anoplopoma fimbria (sablefish)
Lineage: Eukaryota; Metazoa; Chordata; Actinopteri; Perciformes; Anoplopomatidae
Gene: tes
Product: testis derived transcript (3 LIM domains)
Exons: 7
Coding region: 153-1997 (614 amino acids)
Molecular function (GO): zinc ion binding
Source: RefSeq, a predicted model, not a curated record
UACCAGGACCUCCGAGGAGCAGACGGAGAGUGAUCCGGGCUGUGCUGUUGUUUCUCCGGCCCCCUUUCUCACACUUUUUCCGGGUUUGGCAGUUCUCUUAAAAGCUUCUCAUCUCUUCACUUCAGACAGACUUUUCACAGAGGGACUCAAACAUGGAGAUAGAGAAGGAAGUAAAGAAGAUGACCCUCGGACACGAGUUUGGCGCCGGAGCGGCCUGUUUGAAAUGCAAAGACAAGUGCGAAGGCUUCGAGCUUCACUUCUGGAGAAAAAUCUGCCGAAACUGUAAAUGUGGCCUCACGGAGCACAACGUGCAGAUGUGCUCGGAGGAGAACAAGAAGGUGGGGAAGCUGUUCGAGGACACCAAGUACACCGGCCUCAUCGCCAAGCUGAAGACGGACGGCAUCCCCAGCUACAAAGGCAACAUGGUGACCAUCACUCUGCCCAGCUCCGGCACCGCCUACGUUGUGCCGCCGAGCGCCGCUUCCUCCACUAUGGUGCCUCCCGCCGCCACCGCUGGUUCUGUGCAGCCUGCAGGCUCGGCAGCCAGCGGCGCUCAGCCUCAGGGUCAGGGUUACCGUCAGGGUCAGGGUCAGGGUUACCCUCAGGGUCAGGGUCAGGGUUACCCUCAGGGUCAGGGUCAGGGUUACCCUCAGGGUCAGGGUCAGUCCGGACCAGCCGGCCUCACACCUUCGAAGGUUAACAAAGGGCCGGUUGCUGUCGGCGCCACACCAGCCCAUCUGGUGCCAGUCUCCAAAGAUGUGCCAAUGAAGUCCGUCACCUAUGAGUGGGCGCCACCAGUGGCCAAUAAGUAUCUGGCGGUGCGUUACAUCGAGCUGCUCCCACCGGAGAAGCGACCGGUGGCCGGUACCGAGGGAGCCGCUUACCGCCGGCAGCAGAUGGCCCGCCAGCUGCCCGAGCACGACCAGGACCCGUCCAAGUGCCACGAGCUGAGCCCGGCCGAGGUCAAGCAGAUGCAGCAGUUCGUCCGCAAGUACAAGGACGAGGCCCUGGGGGUCGGAGACGUCAUGCUGCCUGAGGAGAUGGCUCUGGCUCAUGCUGGUGGACCGGGAGGAGCCGGCGUCGGGGCUGGAGCUGCGUUUGGUGCCGGAGGGGCUGGGUAUGGACCGGGAGCUGGGGGUGCCAUGGCUGGAGCUGGUGCUGGUGCUGGUUCUGGACCAGGGGCUGCAGGCGCUGGUGUCGGGCCUAUGGCUGGAGCUGGGGCUGGAGGUGGAGGUGUUGGUGGCUUCGGACCCGGAGCAGCGGGUAGAGGAGCUGGAGCUGGAGCUGGUGGUGCUGGACCAGCUUCAGGGACUGGGACCGGACCGUCUGCUGGCUUCGGACCAGCUGGAGGAGCCUUGGGUACCACUGCCACUGCUGGAGCCAUGGGGGUCCCUGGAGCUCAGCAAGCCGGACUACCACAACAGGCCUUCUCGUGCCAUCACUGCCAGCAGCCGAUGCGUCUGGGCGAGCCAGCCGUCUACGCCGAGCGGGCCGGCUACGACAAGAUGUGGCAUCCAGCGUGCUUCGUGUGCUGCACCUGCAACGAGCUGCUGGUGGACAUGAUCUACUUCUUGAAGAAAGGAAAGCUUUUCUGUGGACGCCACUACGGAGACAGCGAGAAGCCGCGCUGUGGAGGCUGUGAUGAGCUGAUCUUCAGUAACGAGUACACUCAGGCUGAGGGCCAGAACUGGCAUCUGAAGCACUUCUGCUGUUUCGAGUGCGACUGCAUCCUCGCCGGAGAGACGUACGUCAUGGAGAACGACAAGCCGGUCUGCCAGCCGUGCUACAUGAAGAGCUACGCUGUGAAAUGCGCCGCCUGCAAGAAUCCGGUGGAGCCCGAGGCCCAGCGGGUUUCCUACGGCGAGUACCACUGGCACGCCGAGCCGGAGUGCUUCAAGUGCUCCGGCUGCUCCAAGUGCCUGGUGGGCCAGCGCUUCAUGGCCGUGCAGGGCUUCCUGUUCUGCUCCGUGGAGUGCAAGAAGAAAACCGUGGCGUAAAGAGGGGCCAGAACAACUACCUGCCAUCUUCUCCAAAACCACUUGUGAAACCAGGAUGGGGUUCAGCUGAAAGCAGAACCAGAGCAGGGAAAAAAACAAACACUGGUGCAGGGAUGGAUUUUGGUUGUUGACAUAAAGUGCCUGACACAUCUGAUACAGAAAUGUACAGAAAUAGUGAGUCCAUUCAAAUUUGAGUGCUUUUUUUCUUUCUGUCCAUAACAUAAUCAGAUCACAGUAUUGAUAAAUCUGUCAAAAACAUCUACUUUCCAGUUUAUCAGCCUUCAAAUCAUUCCUCUUCUUUCAACAAGUACAUUUUGUGUCACUUUCUUGCACUGUUUUUCUUACUGAUGAGAUUAUUUUUGUUUUGGUCAGAGGUUGCAAUCCAGUUUUUUUUGUGUCUAAUGGUAUUACUUCUGUUCUACUCCUCUAGAACCUACUGUUGAUUUAAUAUGCCAACUUUAUAAAAAAAAAAAAAAAAAAAA